GCGCACAAAGUUCUCCUGCGAGGUGUCUUCCCUGUCGCGAUCUUUUUGUUUGAAAGGAUUACAGGAAAUCAAUGCAUGCAAUUGUUCAUCUGGAGCUUCCUCGAUUUCUGUUGGAAUGAGUUACCCGAUUUGGACAAUUUCUUUGGGUGUGUGGCGGUUCUCCACACCAACUUUAAUUGAUUUUUGUCUCACGUUAUAGUGCAGCAGCUGAGCAGUGUCAGGUGUAAUUUUCGCUCCAGUUUUAUUACAGACGUAUAUCACUGGUGAUAUUCAUGAAAACUGCGGAUCACACUCUGACGGAAUAAAACUACGGUAAUUCUUUGCCCUAUCUGCACUCACAGCAUAGGGCCUUCUUCGUCCGCUGAGAACACUACGGUAACCAGAGAUAAUUUGAUGCUUACGACACGCGGCAGUGCCUGCAGUUAGCGACCAUCAUCAUACCACCAUUAAGUUGUAAGUGUGUCAACCUGGGAGAUAAUUAUCUGUCUAGAUUUCUGUUCAAGGUUGGCGGAACGUUUUGCACCUUUUUGAUUCGACUCAGUGCAUGAUACGCAUUGCAUCUCAAACCGCAUUAUUACAAAAUUCACUACCAAAUGACUUCAGUUUUUCAGAGCGAGGAUUCUUAAAAAACAUCAAUUCAGUCUAUUAAGGAUAAAAUACAAGGGAUAGUUACGUAUCCAAAAGGCUCUUUAGUGUAAGCAAGGAAGUGUUGCAUCUGCUGGAUUUUUCAUAUUAUGAGCAACUGGGUAACAAUUAACAACCAGCAAUAUGUCUACGAUGGCGGCUACCCCGCUUUAUACGGAGAUAACUUCGGAUUACAAUGAGAGUGACCCCAACUCAACCGCGGAGUAUGAUGACUACGGCGGCGGUGGGAUGGCCAUUGACAGCAUAUUCCUGGACCUGACGGCAGCGAUUAUAUAUUCUUUAACCUGUAUUAUAGGGAUUAUAGGAAACUCCCUAGUCAUAUUCGUUGUUUUUCGUUAUGCAAAAAUGAAAACCGUCACAAACUUAUACAUUUUGAAUUUGGCCAUUGCAGAUGUCUUGUUUCUCAUUGGCAUUCCUUUGAUGAUUGUGACGAUGAUGGUAAAGACGUGGGUGUUUGGCUACCAUAUGUGUAAAAUAUUCUUCAUAUUGACUUCUGUGAACUGGUUUACAAGUAUGUUUACUUUGACUGUAAUGAGUGCUGAUCGGUACAUGGCUGUCUGUCACCCCGUGACAUCAAUGCGCUACAGAACACCUAUGAUUUCAAAAAUAGUUUGUGUGAUUGUUUGGGGGUUGUCGCUACUGGUAAUGAUGCCUAUAAUGCUGUACACUAAAACCGCCCCACGCGGCGAAAAUAUUCUAGCAUGUACGAUAUCCUGGCCGAGCGGACAACCUAUUCCUCCGGACAAAGCCUUCAUAUGGUAUACAUUUCUUCUGGGAUUCGCAAUUCCUACAGCCUUGAUAAGCGUGUUCUACUUUUUAGUAAUCACCCGUCUAAGAACAGUCGGACCAGUAAAAAAGUCUAAAGAACGCCGUAGAUCGCACCGAAAAGUUACGAGACUAGUUUUAACUGUUAUAGCUGUAUAUUUCUUUUGCUGGGUCCCAUACUGGAUUUUCCAAGUUCACCUUACUUUUGCCUCGCCAUCGUUUGGCGUAAAUGAUAGCUGGAAGAUAUACGUUUUUCAAGUGAUUACCAUCCUUAGUUAUGCGAACAGUUCACUGAAUCCUAUUCUGUAUGCAUUUUUUUCGGAUAACUUCAGGAAGAGUUUCUUAAAGGCCUUCAAGUGCGCUGGAGCAGCAGAAGCAAAUAGUGCGCUAACAGUAGAAACGAGUGUGUUCCCGAGACGCGCCAACCAGAACUCGAAUAAGAGUGUUGCACAGGACCCGCCUUCUGACUGCGAUGAUAUGGAGCUGACAAGGCUUAAUUCUAAUUCCAAUAACAAGGAGCCUGUGCACACGCAGGUAUCCUGUACAAAACCGAAAGGCUGUUGUAACUGUACCAAGUGACUAGUGGUAAUGAGAUGCGAUGUAGACCGAAGGAAGGACGAUAACUUACUUUGAGUUGCCUCUCAGAACUGUGAAGAAGUCACAAUAGUACGCUACCAUGUCCAUCUCAGCUGAGCCUCAACAACAUUAGUCUGAUAAAUGCGCAUUCGUUAAUGAAAUACAAUUAUUACGUUAUUUCACAACGUGCCUGAUAUACAAACAUUAUAAAGCCAAGACGUUGACCUCUUUCCAUCGCUGCCGAGAGCUUGGAGGACGCGUUGGUGCUCCGUCUCUUACCGAAUCAUGUGUCUCUUGUACAUACAUAUAUAAACACCAUGUAUCGAUGUUAAUGUACGAUUCCUAAUCCUGACGAAGCUACUGAAGUGAGUGUUUUGUGGAUAUUGUUUCAUAACCGACACCGGGGUGACUUUAAGGCGCAGCAACGUGAAGUGGUUGUUCUGAGGUUUAGAUGAAUAUAUAAGAGACGAUUGUAAAAUUCAAAAGGAUAGCUUAUACCCUUUUAGAAAAAUGAACCAGGAUGAUGGAAUCGCCGAUGUGGUUUGAAGGAUAUCUCAUCUUUGGAGAUCGCCUUGUACAGGAUCAGACAACUAUAGUAAAAACUGUGUUGGAAAUUAAAGGUUACCUAUGGUGAGAAUGCACCCAAAGGAUACGGAGUGCUCAUCUAGGGACUAAAAGCUAAUAUGGAAUUAUGUCCCUGUUGCCUUGGUGAUAAUCAACGCUAAAUGCUGUUAUCUAGAGAGUAUGGAGCGGAAAUGAUCACAAGUCACGACGAUGAGAUUAGCUGAAAAUGUUCGAGGCAGAAGGAAAUUGAAUUUAAAGGAGUAUAAACUAAUUGAGAGUAAAAUAACGUUAUACGAUCAAAAACGAACUAUUUAUCCGACACGUUCCAGGUUCCCGGUUUUAACCAAUAAAAGCCUCGGUGAUGGCCCCGGCUCCAUUAAUGGACGGGGAAAAACGCAACAAUGAGCCUUACAGGAUUCUACUGGCGUAUCACAUUAGUAUCUUGUCGCCAUGACCACUCAUGCACUUAUUUGAGGAUGUGUCAACUCCAGCGGGAACGGCAACAAGAAAGCAUUGGGCAUUUGUCCCUCUCAAUUAGAACUGGCGAAAUGUACCAGAGAGUGGGUCUCUGUCCUUGAAUAAUACCCAUUACAUCCCUCACUUGAUGACAUGUAUGUGGCAAGCAGAAGAAGGUUUUUCAAAUAACGAUGUUCACGCAGUUAUGCUGCGGGUGUAAUCACGCUGGUCAACCGUAUGAGUAGCCUAUAUCUAAAUGACAUUUUCUUAGUCAAAAUGUUUCGAAAUUGGCAAGCGUUGCCUUAUUACUGUGUGAAUGAGUACAUUGAUGCUGUCCGAGUACAUUGAUGCUGUCUAUGUAUAUAAUCAUUGUGCACGUAUGAUGCUGUUGCCUCUUUUCAUAAAUGAGUUACUCGGCUCUGGUUUGAACAUUUCUAUACUCAGUUUAAGGUACUGAGAGUUGUAUGUCGAUGUAGUUAAGGAAUAUAUAUUUGUGUUGUUGUUAAGCAUGAAAAUAUCAUUAGAAAUAAAUUGUAUAGGAUUCGUUAAGUAAGGAUCUUGUUCUAA
Molecule: messenger RNA, 3573 nt
Organism: Lineus longissimus
Lineage: Eukaryota; Metazoa; Nemertea; Pilidiophora; Heteronemertea; Lineidae
Product: somatostatin receptor type 2-like
Exons: 2
Coding region: 769-1989 (406 amino acids)
Biological process (GO): G protein-coupled receptor signaling pathway
Cellular component (GO): neuron projection; plasma membrane
Molecular function (GO): G protein-coupled opioid receptor activity; peptide binding
Source: RefSeq, a predicted model, not a curated record